This is a messenger RNA of Carica papaya (papaya), 1780 nucleotides long. RefSeq names its product proline transporter 1 (gene PROT1). NCBI's taxonomy places the organism in Eukaryota, Viridiplantae, Streptophyta, Magnoliopsida, Brassicales, Caricaceae. The record is from RefSeq and is a predicted model, not a curated record.
CAGAUUCACAAAGAUAGCAACCAUAACGACUCUUUUUUUUUUUUUUCUUCUUUCAAAUUAACCAAAAAAAAACCAAGUUGACUCAAAAAAGCAAACUCCUGUCAUUAGUGCAUUGAAUAUAGAGACCCACCCGGAAAAGGAAAGCCAACCUGAGGUCGGGGAAUCAGAGUUGGAAACCUGGUGGGAAUAGACUGGCUAUAACGGGUUAUAUAUCCGAAGAUCAAGGAAGAGACGAAACCGUGCCUCUCCUUGAAGUGAUUGGAAAACCAGAAUUAAAAAUGGCAGCUGGUGGCGGUGACGGUGGCCGCUGCUACGAGCUUAAUAGUUACAAGGCCAAUGAUGGAAACCACGUAGCCGUUGACGUUCCGGAAACUGCACAUCAGAUUAGCACCGACACAUGGUAUCAAGCAGCAUUUGUCCUCACAACUGGUAUAAACAGUGCUUAUGUAUUGGGAUAUUCUGGGACUGUCAUGGUCCCUCUGAGUUGGAUAGGUGGUGUAGUUGGUCUGAUUUUAGCGACUGCUGUGUCAUUGUAUGCAAAUACACUUGUCGCCAAGCUCCACGAAUUUGGGGGCAAGAGGCACAUUAGAUACAGAGAUCUUGCCGGAUUUUUGUACGGUAAGAAAGCUUAUUCUCUUACAUGGGCACUGCAGUACAUCAAUCUUUUUAUGAUUAAUACUGGUUUUAUCAUCUUGGCUGGUUCUGCCCUAAAGGCUGUCUAUGUUCUUUUCAGGGAUGAUCAUACGAUGAAGCUCCCGUACUUUAUAGCCAUUGCUGGUUUUGUCUGUGCCUUGUUUGCCAUUGGGAUUCCCCAUUUAUCAGCUCUAGGGAUCUGGCUUGGAGUUUCCACAGUUUUCAGCCUGGUCUAUAUCAUUGUAGCAUUUGUGCUUGCACUCCAAGAUGGAAUCAAGGCACCAAGCAGAGAUUAUAGCAUCCCAGGGACAUCAACAAGCAAAAUUUUUACUAUAAUUGGGGCAUCCGCUAAUCUAGUUUUUGCAUUCAAUACAGGAAUGCUUCCAGAGAUACAGGCAACAGUGAGGCAGCCUGUUGUCCCCAAUAUGCUAAAAGCUCUGUACUUUCAAUUCACUGUCGGAGUUUUACCCAUGUAUGCUGUUACUUUCAUUGGAUACUGGGCUUACGGAUCCUCAACAUCAACUUAUUUGCUCAACAGUGUAAAUGGUCCAGUUUGGGUGAAGGCUGUUGCCAACAUCUGUGCCUUCCUUCAGUCAGUCAUUUCACUGCAUAUAUUCGCGAGUCCAACAUACGAGUAUCUGGACACCAAGUACGGAAUUAAAGGAAGUGCUUUUGCAUUCAAAAACUUGUCAUUCAGAGUUCUUGCAAGAGGUGGCUACUUAACACUCAACACGUUUGUCUCAGCUCUCCUGCCAUUCCUCGGGGACUUUAUGAGCCUCACUGGAGCUCUAAGCACGUUCCCACUUACAUUUAUUCUGGCAAAUCACAUGUAUCUAGUGGCAAAGAAGAACAAACUAAGUCCUUUGCAGAAGCUGUGGCAUUGGCUUAACGUUUGUUUCUUCAGCUGCAUGUCUGCCGCGGCAGCAGUAGCAGCUUUGAGACUCAUUGUAGUGGAUUCCAAAACUUACCACAUUUUUGCUGAUGUCUAGAGGUCUUUUCUUGACUUUUGGUUAAGUUUAACUUAGAGCUCUAAGCAUAGAUUGUUUGUCAGGAAAAGAAAGAAAAUAAAAGAGCUUAAGCAUAGAUCAUAUUGUAUUCAUUAUAGUUCCUCCAUAUUUGCAAUACAAGACUCACACUGUUUUUCUUU